AUACAAGAUAUAUUUAAAUAUAUUUUAUUGCUCAUCACAGUACCAUUUAGCGAAUGUCAGUUUUUGUUCAUAAAAUAAUAAGGGGAGAAAAUGCCAUGACCUAAAAUUUAAAAGAAGAUAAAAUCAACAAGUAUUUGUGAUGUACAGUAAUAUGAGACCUUUAAUUUUUUUGCAUGAUCGGCGACGCAAGGAAACGCUUUAAAACUAGACAAAAGAAAAUAACCUAAUCCAAGCACAAGAUUCCUAACUAGCCACAAGUAAUAACUUUAUCACUUGAGGUAACUCCAAAAGCAAUUGCCUGAGGGGUAAAAGCGAAUAUAAAGAACGGUAGCGGUCAUUAAUUCAAAUAAAUCUGUACAUUUCCAGUUGCUGGGUGGGUCACGAAAGAAAGACCCCUAACACGUGGCUGCUUAAACUGAUCUCAGUGGGCUGCUUAGCAUAUUCAUAAAUUUCAUUUGAAUUGAUCCAACAUAGAACAAGAUGGCAUCUGCAUCUUUGCGUUAUCCUGACUUAAUUGGUAUCAAAAGAGAUGGUGGAAACCUCAGUCCAGACCAAAUUGCACAUUUCAUCCGCGGAAUCGUUGAAGGUAAUGUUCAUGGCUCUCAACUUGGUGCAAUGCUCAUGGCAAUCUAUUUGAAAGGAAUGAACCACGACGAAACGAUCGGCCUAACUCAUUCAAUGCUAAAUUCCGGGGAGAUAUUUUCAUGGCCUGAUGAAUGGAAGCAUUUAGUUGUGGAUAAACAUUCAACUGGAGGGGUUGGUGAUAAAGUUAGUCUUCCACUAGCCCCUGCACUGGCUGCCUGUGGCCUGAAGGUUCCAAUGAUAUCUGGUCGAUCAUUAGGGUUCACUGGAGGCACUCUUGACAAGCUUGAAUCCAUACCAGGAUUUAGGACAAGUUUAACAAAGGAUGAGAUCAUAAAUAUUGUUAAAGAGGUAGGAUGCUGUAUAGUUGGACAGACAGAGUCAAUUGUUCCUGCAGACAAAAUUCUUUACAGCAUACGAGACAUAACGGGGACAGUUGCCUGCAUCCCAUUGGUUGCCAGCUCGAUUAUUUCCAAGAAGGCAGCUGAAAAACCAAAAGCGCUGGUUCUUGAUGUCAAAUGUGGCAACGGUUGUUUCAAUAAAACAAAGGAAGUUGCUGACGCUCUUGCUAAAGCGAUGGUGUUGGCCAGCAACGGUCUUGGUAUACAGACAACAGCCUUUAUCACUGAGAUGGAUAAUCCGAUAGGCCGUGCAAUCGGGAAUUCAGUGGAAGUUGCCGAAUCAUUAGAGUGCCUUCACGGAAAGGGACCCAAGGACCUGAAAGAGCUGAUUUGCAUGCAAGGUGGUGAACUUUUGUUGCUGACGGGCAAAGCCUCUUCAUCAGAAGAAGGCUAUCGAAAGAUACUAUCAACUCUUGAAGACGGAAGUGCUUUGUUGAAAUUCAAAGAAAUGAUGGAAGCUCAAGGCGUCGAUAAAGCUGUUUCUGAUAAGCUUUGCAGCUGUGCUGAUGUUUAUGAUACAUUGCCACUUUCAGAGUUCAAGACAACAGUAAAUGCUGAAAUCAGUGGAGUUGUGACUGCCAUCGACUCACUUUCCUGUGCGGAGGUGACGUCAGCAAUUGGCGCUGGGAGGACGAAGCCGGGAGAAUCAGUCAUGCAUAAUGUUGGUAUACAUUUACAUUGUCAUGUUGGCGAAGUAGUUCAAAGUGGUAGUCCAAUUUUAACUGUAUAUCACAAGGAUAAAACAUUGGAAGAUGAAUUCAUUAGAAAGCUAGAAUGCGUCAUAUCCCUCGACCCAGCCUCAAAAGAAGAAGUUAGUAUGAAAUCAAGAAUUUUGGAUGUGGUCAGGAAAUAUUGAUUUGUUUGGUUUUUUCAAAUGUCUGAACAAAAUAAUCUUUUUCUACUUUUGCAAGCAAUGUAUCUCUUAUGAAGAUAUCAUUAUUGCCCAAGAUACGAAUCAAUUCUUCAAAUUCAAAUAAGUUUUAGGUAAACGGGAGAUUUUUUCUAGAAUUAAGUAAGUGUUUUUAGUCAACUUUUUUGUAAACAGAGUUGCUAGAUGUGCGUGGCAUGUAACUGUAUUAUUCACGGGCUUUUCUUUAAGUAAUAAAAUAGUUUUUGCAAAUUGGGGUGAGUAGUGUGUUGUUUUAGCUACAUCUAAGAUAAGAAGAAAUAUACAGAGCUUCUUGGCCUAACAAGUGUUAUAUCCUCCGGAUUGUCCGUCGCCUCGAACGUAUCUGUAUGCAUCUAAUUUAGGAAUAUUUAAUUUUUACCCGUGUAAGGACAAUGAAAAGUCCUAUUUCCGCUAGAAAUGUGGCAUGUCCUCCACGUAAACACUAUUUAUCGAUAUAUUAUAUAGUAUAACAUAUAUUGGUAUAAUAUGUUUUUAGUUUUGAGUUUUGUGUCUUAAGUAAUGUUGUAGAAUUUGGGUAGAAUGAAUUCGUGGGAAAAUUGG
Rhopilema esculentum is the source of this 2433-nucleotide messenger RNA. Its product is annotated as thymidine phosphorylase. The record is from RefSeq and is a predicted model, not a curated record. Gene Ontology annotation, cellular component: cytosol. Lineage: Eukaryota; Metazoa; Cnidaria; Scyphozoa; Rhizostomeae; Rhizostomatidae. Gene Ontology annotation, biological process: pyrimidine nucleoside metabolic process; pyrimidine nucleobase metabolic process. Gene Ontology annotation, molecular function: pyrimidine-nucleoside phosphorylase activity; 1,4-alpha-oligoglucan phosphorylase activity.